Messenger RNA from Haemonchus placei, 339 nucleotides. Lineage: Eukaryota; Metazoa; Nematoda; Chromadorea; Rhabditida; Trichostrongylidae. The record is from the annotation of a GenBank genome assembly.
AUGGAUUUUAACACGAGUGAUGAACAAACCAUAAACAAUACCAGCAGUCUGAGCAGCCUCGAAACUGAGGACGCGACCAUAUCUACGAGUACAUCUACUGGAAACAUUUGUAGUCCUUUGGGUGAAACUCCUCGUCCAUAUAAAAUGUUACUUGCACAGGUUCUCGCGGACAAUAAACAACUCGGAGAACAGAUUGUCGCUUUAAAGAAUAAACUUUAUAACGAACAAUGCAAGAAUGCAGAGUUGAAAACUGCUCAAGCUCGAGAAGUUCAAGUUCGGGCGAUCGAAAACAUGGUAGUUUUUUUCACUUUAUCUAUAAACGUGGCGAAAGAACAGUAA